UUCCUCCCAGCUGUUUCUCUAUCUCUCUCUCUCUCUCUCUGUUGCUUCAUGGCUGAGGACACUACAUACACGGUGAUCACCCUUUCAAGGAUUGGUCAGAAUCGGACAGGUGAAAAUGAAGAGCCAGAUAUCAUGGAACAGACCACUAUGUCAGAAGAAGGCACAGUGCCGAAAGUAAAAAAAGACAGAUGGGUGAACAUUGCUAUUGUUUCACUUGCUGGUGGUGUGCUCUUGGCUGUUGGAGCAGCUUUUGCAGUCCUACUUACCUGGAGUAAAGCCAAAUGCUGUCCUAAGAUGUGGGUGCACUACAAAAAGGACUGUUACUACUUUUCAACCAAUCAAACCACAUGGAGCUUGAGUAAGGACGACUGCAUCUCCCGGGGAGCAGGUCUUGUCAUAAUUGAGCACCCUGAAGAGCUGAAUGUUCUGCUUCUCCAGUGCACAUUUUUUUUGACAUUCUGGAUCGGACUGAGGAGAAAUCCUGGGCAGGAAUGGAUGUGGACUGACAAUCAGCCCUUCACUCUUGGCAGGGUGAAUAAAAGUGUUCCAGAUGGAGAUUGUGCCAUGUUGGAAAAAAACUGGAUAUACAGUCAGAACUGCAGCCGCAUGAAAAACUGGAUCUGUAAAAUGGUAGCUGAAAAGAAGUCAUGA
Molecule: messenger RNA, 651 nt
Organism: Erpetoichthys calabaricus (reedfish)
Lineage: Eukaryota; Metazoa; Chordata; Cladistia; Polypteriformes; Polypteridae
Product: killer cell lectin-like receptor subfamily G member 1
Exons: 6
Coding region: 49-651 (200 amino acids)
Source: RefSeq, a predicted model, not a curated record